Messenger RNA from Amyelois transitella, 6297 nucleotides. RefSeq names its product eIF-2-alpha kinase GCN2 (gene Gcn2). Gene Ontology annotation, cellular component: cytosol. Gene Ontology annotation, biological process: DNA damage checkpoint signaling; regulation of translational initiation by eIF2 alpha phosphorylation. Gene Ontology annotation, molecular function: protein binding; ATP binding; eukaryotic translation initiation factor 2alpha kinase activity. Lineage: Eukaryota; Metazoa; Arthropoda; Insecta; Lepidoptera; Pyralidae. The coding region runs from base 378 to 5057 and encodes 1559 amino acids. The record is from RefSeq and is a predicted model, not a curated record. The transcript is spliced from 29 exons.
UUUCUCAUCGUACUUUGAAUGAAUAUAAAACAUAUAGGGCGUCAAAAUUAAAACUAAACAUUCACGUAACGUAUUUUAAUUACAUACUUAUAUUCUAUCAUGUUAUUAACUAAUUAAUAUUGUUGUAAGACCUUGUUAUUAUCGCUAUUUGUGCCUGCAAAAAACGAUAAUCGUAUCCAAUCUGUGAUAAUGACAGCUGUCACUGUCAUUUAUCAUUUCUAAAUUUGUUAUGAUUUUUAUAAAAUGCUUUUGCGGGUGGCGGUGUCUUCUUUUCUUUUAAAAUAUCGUUGAGAAAGCAAGAAAAUUGCGAUUUUGCAAGAAACUCUUGGGUGGAGUACAUGUACACGAAAAGAUUAUGAAAAUUUCCUCACGCAACAAUGGGUGACGAAACUCCAGAAGAGCGCCAGGAAAAUGAAUAUGCGGCAUUGCAGGCGAUAUUUGGGGAGCUGGUAGAAGACAAGCGUUUGCCUUCAGUAUGGAAAGUUUGGAGACCCAAUGACUUCCUACUAACCCUGUAUCCGUUGCACAACUCAGCUAUGCCCGAUGUCCACUGUUCCAUCACGCUGCGUUUCAUUUGUUGCCAUAAUUAUCCAGAUAAGCCACCGAAAAUAGAAAUACAUAAACAGCAAGGGUUGUCUAAAGACAAUAGUAACAAGCUAUUGAAAGAAUUAGAAGGUAUAGCUUCUUCGAAAUGCGGUGAGGUUAUGAUCUUUGAACUGGCACAACAUGUACAGCAAUAUCUCCAUGACCGCAAUAAACCCACUCUCUCUAUGUAUGACGAGAUGGUCCUCAAGAACACUGAGAAAGAGAAGCUAAAACAACACAAUAUCGAGCUCAAGGAACAAGAAGAGAGGAAAAAAAUUAAAGAAGAGAUAUUAAAACGACAAGAGAUGCUGAGAUGUGCGGGCAAGCAAAGGAACCACAGGACCAGUUUGAGUCAGGACGAUAGCGUCGAUGGUCAUGGGGAUGCGCCCGAGUUGGUUUAUUACGCCGAUGAAAAUAUGUCCCCUGCUAAGAGAGUGAUCCGCAACAGACCUAAAGAAGUGGCUUGUACGUGCAACGCGAAAUGCGCGCACGUACUCAGGAUAACGCAGAAGAAUCAUAAGAAAAUUUAUAUAGGCAGCUGUUUGGGUCACUCUUCCAACGGUGCCACAAGCUACCUAGCUAUUGAAGAUGAAACCGGAGAGCCACUGAUAACCAAAAAGUGGUCUAUACCCACCACUGACUUCCAAACGUGGAAUCGUCUUUUGACAACAUUACAACACGAACUCAAAUCAAUGUGCCGCUUAAAAAAUACAAAUUUAGUGCCAUACGUUGCCAUGGAGACGUGCAAAGAAGGACAAAGUGGACGGACUGCUACUCAAUCGGUUUAUAUAUUUAGAAACUUCAUAUUAGGUAGCUCAUUGAAGUAUUUGUCAGAGAAGUGUAAAAAUAGUGAUAUGUAUGAGACUUUGAAGCUUAUUAGACAUGUAGGUACCGGUGUGUUUAGUGCUUUAACAGAGUUGCAUAGUGCAGAUAUAGUGCAUAAAGAUGUGAGGAGUGAAAAUGUUUUUUUGGACGCUUUCGGUGCGGUCAAGUUGGUCGGUGCCAGUUUGGACAGCUGGUUAGCGGAGACGCUGGACGGCGACCGUUAUUGUGAAAAGCAAACUCGAGCGCAAGAUAUAUAUGCGACGGGUCAACUGUUACUUUCGAUUUUGUGCCAAGAGAAAUCCACAAAUGAAAUACCCCCGGAGCUACCCAGCACUGCCAAAGACUUCUUCUCAAGGUGCCUUACAGAGGACGAGCACAGCCAAUGGUCGGCCGAGCAGCUGAUGAAUCAUGGGUUCCUGGUGGACGCGCCGGUGGAACUGAUCACCGGCAGGAAGAGGGACAACGGCAGCAGCAGCUCUGAUGACGAAGAUGCGGUGAAAAAGAUUAGCAGCUUAGGCAUCAACGGGCACUCGCGUUUGGCGGACGAGUUUGAAGUGCUGUCUUGGAUAGGCCAAGGCGCUUUUGGAGACGUUCUGAAGGUCAAAAACAAGCUGGACGGCGGUUUCUACGCGAUAAAACGAAUCAAACUUAACCCAGAGAACGUGCAUUUGAACAAGAAGAUCACUCGCGAAGUCAAACUGUUAUCUCGAUUGAACCACGAGAAUGUGGUCAGAUACUAUAACGCGUGGAUCGAGUCCAUAUCCCAGCCGAUAGAGGGCGACACCCCUGUCACUUGCCCCGAGAAAGUUACCAGGAAGAAACCCGAUAACCUGGAGGAUGUUGUGGCCAAGCUGGGACAAGAAGUAAAACUGGAGUGGUCCAUGUGUAACCCCUCUAAGUCCACACAGAAGACGCAUUCUUCAUCAGACAGCGAGGAAGAAGACGAAGACGAGGACGAGGCACCGCUGUUUAAUAUGAAUCCUGAAGAUGAAUCGAGUAGUGGCAUAGAAUUCGUUUAUGACUCAGAAGAUAAGUCUGAAACAAUAGCGUCGGAACCAGUAUCCGAAAGCAAAAGACCACCAUCCGUCAGGUUGAAUCAGGUUCUUUACAUCCAAAUGGAGUUCUGCGAGAAGAACACGCUUCGACAAGCCAUAGACAACGGCCUCUACAAAGAACACUACCGAGCCUGGAAACUCUUUAGAGAAAUAGUGGAAGGGUUAGCCCACGUUCACCAAAGAGGCAUGAUACAUAGAGAUCUGAAACCAGUGAAUAUUUUUUUGGAUUCCAACGACCACGUGAAAAUUGGAGAUUUUGGUCUCGCGACGAAAGCGUUUUCGGCUUUUGAUGAAAAAGUAAAGCCGGAAGAAAUCAGUGGUUCGUUGACUGGACAGGUUGGCACAGCACUAUACGUAGCUCCUGAGCUAUAUCAAGCCGGUACCAAGGGCAUGUACAAUCAGAAAGUGGACAUUUACUCCCUAGGGAUCAUCAUGUUUGAAAUGUUCCACCCACCUUUAGCCACGGCUAUGGAGAGAAUGUCGAUAUUAAAUAAUAUUAGAAGCAAGGAUAUUAUGAUGCCUGAAGAGUUCUUGAAAGAUGAGAAUACUAAGCAGAUACGCGUUAUAAGAUGGCUUCUAAGUCACGAUGCGAGUGUUCGGCCAACGUGCGCAGAGUUACUGAGCAGCGAGCAUAUACCUCGUCCGGUGCACGAGGGCACUCUGACUGGGCUGUUGUCUCAUGCGUUGAGUGAGAGAGGGAGUCGCGGAUACACCCGCCUCGUGGCCGCAUGCCUCGACCAACGAGUGUCACCCGCUGAAGAUUAUACAUACCACAAUGACGUGAGGAACGGAAACGAAUUGCUGGCAGCUGUUAAAGAUGUUGUUGUAAAGGUGUUCCGCAGUCACGGAGCAGAAGAGUUUUUCCCACCCCUCCUCACCCCCCGGGCUAAGGUGUGGGACCAGCACCCUAACGCGGUCAAACUAAUGACCGCUAGUGGUUCAGUUUGUCAUCUGCCACACGAUCUAAGACUGCCGUUUGCGAGGCACACGGCGUAUUCUGGAACGAAAUAUAUGAGAAGAUAUGUGGUUGAUAGAGUCUAUAGGGAGAAACACGUGUUAGGCUUUCAUCCGAAGGAGAUUGUAGAAUCUGGUUUUGAUAUCGUCAUGCCUGAUAAUGAUUCCCUCUGGCCAGACGCGGAACUACUAGUGGUAGCAAGUCGCGCAGCAUCCCAAUGUUCCUUAAACGUGACUAUACAACUCAACCACACGGCUUUGCUUGAAACAUUGCUAGUAUUCUGUGGAGUGCCUUUAGAUAAACAUGCUGAAAUACAUCCUAUUUUGGUGGACAGCAGUCUUGGUCGCAUCACAAAACUCCAACUUCAUACCCACUUAACGUCACUUUGUUUAACAAGCCAUGAUGUAUCCAAUCUCGGCAAACUGAUGGAGACAGACAUCCCGGUGCCCGAGCUGAAGGAGUUAAUAGGAGAAUGCAAGCUGUCCGGCAAGUGGGGGAGAGCGGCCACGCAAGCUGCGCACGCGCUGCAAGCUGUCUACAGGAACGCGCAGGCGUUAGGUUGCACCUGCCCAAUGACAGUGACGCCGUUCCUUGCGUACAACGUGGCUCAGAACAACGGCGUGUUCUGGCAAAUGUCUGUCGUGAGACAAACUGAUCACAAGCCGAAUAUCAAGAAACGUUCUGGGGAUUUAAUUGCGGCUGGUGGCAGAUAUGACGCUUUAGUCCAACAAUUUUGGGAGGUAGCCCGCACUAAGAUAGACCACGAAAACGCUGAAUUUAACUCAUCAUCGGUCGGUUUCUCCAUGUCCUUGGAUAGGAUGGCGGCUAUACUGAAGAAAAUGGACGAGGGAUUACCGGAUGUGAUCAAAAAUUACGAGCCCACCCUGAUUUGCGUGUGCGUACACGGCACCGCCGGCAGCGGCCGCGACGGCAUCGCAGCCGCCAAAAGGGCCGACCUGGCCAAGCAGCUGUGGGCGCUGGGCUACGGCUGCUGCGCGUGGAGCGCGCCGCCCGCCGAUGCGCACGAGCAGCGCGGCGCGGCCGCCGUGCUGUGGCAGGACGACGCGCGCGUGCGCAUCUCUAGCUGGGGGCCUGGGAGAGUGACUGAACACAAGUUACCAUUCCACGAAGUCAUAGAUUUUAUAAAACAGAAGUUCACACCGAUCACGCACAAAAACCGAGAAGUAUCCACCUCCCGAUCUGCAAGUUGGAGUGAUAAUGACAAGUCGAAUAAUCCAAAUAUAUCCGUCACUGUCAUCACGGCUGAUAGGCUGGCGAAGAACAGUAAGAGAUUUUUGGAAAGCCAGAUCGUAACCAUCGCUACCACAUACUUGGUUAGCCUGGGCCUGCAGCCCAUGCUGGGCCGCGUGCGUGCGCACGCGCUGGGGCUGUCGGCCCCGGCGGCCUGCGUGCGCGCGCUGGCCGCCGAACUAUCGCAGCCGCUGCACCAGUGCGAUCUGCCGCGCGCUUUCCAGCCAGUGAUCGAUGCGUUCGACGAAUACUACGAUGUUCUACAAGAAACAUUAAAAGAGCUGAUGUCAAUAACUAAACAGAGCAGCCAAAGUAGAUCUUCAGACGAAACGCAAUUUUACGUAUUAUAUUCUAUACCGGAUUCGGUAUGUCGAUUAAUUACUUAAUUAUGAAAAUAAUCUUGUUUCACUGCGACACCUAUUGAGCGCUUAGUCAGAGGCAUUUAUCGUUUAAAAAGUUAGUGAAUUAAGUAAUUUAACCACGGAGGUACAUACUUAUUGAAAGACACGCUCCAUUUUACUUUAAUUCAGAAAGAAAUUUUCUUUUAAUAAAAUCCGAAUUCGUGUUUCCAUUCCGGGUUUUUUUAAUAAUUAUUUUGUUUAGCUUUCAAUUCGUAUGUACUUAUGUGUGAUUUAAGCGAAACAGGUUUAAUGUGAAACAGAUCUUAUUAGUUGACUUUAGAAUUGAAAUUUAUUUCGAAUAAUCAAAUAUUACGUUUCCGCCUAAAAACGUCGGAACCACCGUAUGCUAACAAAUAAAGUAUUAUAGAAAUUGCUGGUCGUAUAAUCUCGAAAUUUUACGUUUUGCAAAAGCACAAUAUAUGUUAUUGUAAAUGUGUUGAAAUAACUCAAUUGAUUUUCAUAAUAUUUCUACCUCGAAUAAUAUAUAAAUGUUUGUAUGAUCUGCGUAUUGCUGAAUUUCAUAAUAAAUUUAAUUAACAGACACUUUCUUAAGAAGAAUCUGAAUUAUACUAUUGCCUGUAAGCGCUAAAUGUAUAUCAUGGAAUUUAUAAAUAUUGACUAUUUACUUCACCAGAUGUUGCUAUUACGGUAUGGGCAUGAGCAAAACUGUAAAAGUUACAUUAAAAAUAGAUGUUUUUAACCUCUAAAAUCAAGUGAAACAACUAGUAUUAUACAUGUAAGUAUUUAAACUAUUUUAAUUGGGGUAAGUAUAUAUCAAGUGAUCUUGUUGGUAAAACGGCCCGUGCUACAGUGGCGCCAUCUUGGUGAAAUAAAGUUAUAUGAGGGUAGUUUGAAGAACAGAGGUGAAAUGUUAACCAAGGCUACCAAAACUUGUAUUGUCACUUGCUGACUUCAUAAUUAUUAUUCAAAGAUAUAAUAGGAUCUGAAACUUACAGCCAACAAAGCGAAAAAAUGAUGUAAUUGAGAAAGAAAGUGCAUACCUCUUUGAAAUUUAAUGCAAUGUUAUGUGAAUUUUACAAAAGACAUGAAUAAAUAUAUUUUUGAUACUUUAUUUUUCAAGAUAAAGAUCUGGAAUGUUGAUUUUAUAAAAAUAAUUUGUAAUUAAUCGACUAAGGUAUAACUUCGGUAUACCGCUGUAUUUGUUAAGCGUAAACUUAUAUUAUGAUGUUAUUAUUGUACAAAUUUAGUUAUGUACUACGUAUUU